Molecule: messenger RNA, 1743 nt
Organism: Exophiala oligosperma
Lineage: Eukaryota; Fungi; Ascomycota; Eurotiomycetes; Chaetothyriales; Herpotrichiellaceae
Exons: 2
Coding region: 1-1743 (580 amino acids)
Molecular function (GO): NADP binding; N,N-dimethylaniline monooxygenase activity; flavin adenine dinucleotide binding
Source: RefSeq, a predicted model, not a curated record
AUGGAAGGCACAUGGAAACCCCAGAAGGGCGUGUCUAGAUACAGAGACACGCAGGCGGCUAUUGUAGGAGCGGGAAUAUCUGGUGAGCCUUCGGAUCAUGCAAGGAAUCAACUGAGUAAUACUGAUGGGUUUCCAACUCUAGGCAUCUGCAUGGCAAUCAAGCUUUUGGAGGCGGGAAUAAAGAACAUUGUGAUAAUUGAAAAAAGCUGCGGAUUUGGCGGGACUUGGAGGGACAAUAGAUACCCUGGAUGCCGAUGCGAUGUCCCGGCCCAUCUUUACUCAUUCUCGUUCGCUCCGAAUCCAGAUUGGACUCGAGUCUACCCCGACCAAAUCGAAAUUCUGGAGUACUUGAACAAGGUCGCGGCCGACCAUGACCUCUUCCGCUACACAACUUUUGCAGCUGUGGUCCGACGUGCCGAAUGGGAUGAGAGCAGCAACAAAUGGCUUAUCGACGUGGAGCACCAGAGCUCCAAGGACUCAGAGUUUGAAAGAUCUUUCACUAUCACUACAGAUUUCCUCAUCAGUGCAGUUGGGCAACUAAACGUACCUUACACACCCAAAAUACCAGGAAUCGAGAGUUUUCAGGGAAAGGUGAUGCACACGGCUCGCUGGGCCCACGACACCAAUCUUGAGGGUCUGCGGGUUGGAAUCAUCGGGAAUGGCGCGACGGCUGUUCAGAUCAUACCAGAAGUAGCUCAGCAAACAGCGAAGCUCACGUUGUUCCAAAGAAGUCCAAACUGGGUCAUGCCGCGCGAUGACGAGGAGUACCCGGCACUCACCAGAUUCCGUCUCAAGUAUAUCCCAAUGGCCAGGAGCAUGUACCGGGUCGGACUGAUGAAGCGCGGCGAACUUUUCUGGGAGUCUCUGACCCAAAAGGGCACACCCAUGUCCGAGGGGCUCCUUCAAUGGUGCCUGGGUCACAUGCACUCUCAAUUGCCUGGCCGCGAAGAUCUGUGGAGGAAGCUGACUCCCGAGUACGCCCCGGGAUGUAAGCGCAUCUUGAUCACGAACGACUUUUAUCCUCAACUUUUGAGAGACAACGUCGACCUCGAGACGGCGACGAUCCGCGAGAUCAAUGAACAUGGUGUCAUUCUGGCAGACGGAAGAACAAUUGACCUCGACUGUCUAGUGCUGGCGACAGGGUUCCAGACCCGUGACCUGCUCGGCUCGCUGUCUAUACAGGGUGUCGAGAAAUCACAGACUCUUCAGACGAGAUGGCAACAGGAGGGAGUGCGUACGCUCUACGGGGUCGCCGCCGAGGGCGCGCCCAAUUUCGGAAUGCUCUACGGACCCAACACGAACCUCGCCCACAACUCGAUCAUCCUGAUGGUCGAAGCUCAAGCAAAGUACAUCGAGCGUCUCGUGUCGAAGGUUUCUUCCUACAGACAGGCCGGUCGGCGUUUGACUGUCCUUCCCCGGCCGAACCGAGUCAGAGAAUACAAUGAAUACGUGCAGAAACAACUGUCGGAGACCUCAUUUGCGGACAACAAGUGUCAAAGCUGGUACAAGACAGCAGAUGGAACCAUCACAAACAAUUGGGGAGGGAAUGUUGUCGACUACCAGACGAUGCUUUCAAGGCUGAACUGGGCCGAUUAUGACUUGGAAGGCCCCGGUACAGACACAUUUGCAAGUAAAGCGAUCGAUAUCGGUCGAGUGGUCGAAGAGAAGAGUUCCAUGGGCGCAUGGUCAGUGAUGGCUACGGUAGGAGCUAUGUUGGGGCUCUUUGCACUCUUUUUUAAUUAG